Letharia columbiana is the source of this 858-nucleotide messenger RNA. RefSeq lists its product as uncharacterized. The coding region runs from base 1 to 858 and encodes 285 amino acids. The transcript is spliced from 13 exons. Lineage: Eukaryota; Fungi; Ascomycota; Lecanoromycetes; Lecanorales; Parmeliaceae. Gene Ontology annotation, biological process: NAD+ biosynthetic process. The record is from RefSeq and is a predicted model, not a curated record. Gene Ontology annotation, molecular function: nicotinate-nucleotide adenylyltransferase activity; nicotinamide-nucleotide adenylyltransferase activity.
AUGGGCGACUCCCCGAAGACGGAUGGAGUGGCCUACCCCAAUGGCCAUGCCGUUGCCGCGACAACCACCAGUCUCGCAAAUUACUCGUUCCCUGAGGGCCGACUCAAGACAUUGAGUGAUUCCGCCAAGACACCCGUUGUGUUGAUGGCAUGCGGCUCCUUCUCUCCGGUCACUUUUCUCCAUCUUCGUCUAUUCGAAAUGGCCAACGACUACAUUAAGUUUAGCCGGACGGAAUUUGAAGUCGUAGGAGGCUAUCUUUCACCAGUGAGCGAUGCGUACAAAAAGGCCGGACUUGCAAGCGCAGAGCAUCGACUGAACAUGUGUGAGAUAGCAUGUCAGAAUUCGGGGUUUGUCAUGGUGGACCCUUGGGAAGUCAUGCAGAAAGAGUAUCAGCCUACAGCCAAUGUACUGGACCAUGCCGAAAAUGAGAUCAAUGUCCUAAGAGGAGGGGUCACAACUGUGGAUGGUGAAAAAAAGCAUGCACGCAUAAUUCUUUUGGCGGGCGCGGAUCUCAUUCAGACCAUGUCCACGCCAGGAGUGUGGUCACACCAAGACUUGGAUCACAUCUUGACACGGUACGGUGCUCUAGUAGUCGAAAGGGCAGGGACAGAUAUCGAAGACUCCUUGGCGACUCUUUCACAAUGGCGAGAGAACAUCUGGGUCGUCAAUCAAUUAGUCACCAACGAUGUAUCCAGUACAAAGGUGCGGCUUUUCAAAAGAAGGAACAUGUCCAUAAGAUAUCUAAUCCCUGCUGAAGUCAUUGAUUACAUCAACGAACAUCAUCUGUUUGAAGAUGAUAGCCACCAGAGCCAAAGCGACGCUAAAGGCAAUGCCUCCUCUGAAACCUCCAAAUCAUGA